GGGAUCAUGAGUACAGCGAGCAACUCUUAAACCCUAAACCUCCAUCGCUGUAAGGUGUGGUGAGUUGCAUCAAUGGAGGAAGGAAGGUCGAAGAAAAGCUUCCCUGUAAAACCGAAGCUGAAAUCAAAACCCAGAAAGCCAAAGCAAACCCCGGAAUCCAAGUACUGGUCUUCCUUCAAGACCCAAGAAAUCCCUAAACUCAUCUCUGUUCCGUCCCUCACAUUCUCCCCCACACCCCCACACUCCUUCGCCGCCGCCCACUCCGCCUCCCUUACCAUCUUCAGCUCCCAAACCCUCUCCCCCACCGCCACCAUCUCCUCCUUCUCCGACGCCGUCACCUCCGCUUCCUUCCGCUCCGACGCCCGCCUCCUCGCCGCCUCCGACCUCUCCGGCCUCAUCCAAGUCUUUGAUGUCAAGACCCGCACCCCCCUCCGCCGCCUCCGCUCUCACACCCGCCCCGUCCGAUUCGUCCACUACCCCAUCCUCGAUAAGCUCCACCUCCUCUCCGCCGGCGACGACGCAAUCGUCAAGUAUUGGGACGUCGCCGAGGAGACUCCGGUAUCGGAAUUCCUCGGCCACAAGGAUUACGUCAGAUGCGGCGAUUCUUCCCCCGUUAAUUCCGACAGCUUCGUUACCGGUUCCUAUGAUCACCUUGUUAAGCUCUGGGACGUUAGGGUUAGGGAUUCGAAAUCGUCCCUGCAGGUGAACCAUGGGGCGCCCGUCGAGGACGUGGUUUUCUUGCCGUCGGGAGGGAUGGUUGCGACGGCGGGAGGGAAUUCCGUAAAGCUAUGGGACCUGAUCGGCGGUGGGAAGCUCGUGUUUUCGAUGGAGAGUCACAACAAGACGGUGACGUCGAUCUGCGUGGGCCGAAUUGGGAAGGAUUCAGGGGAGGAAUCAAAUCAGUUUAGAAUUUUGAGUGUUGGGUUGGAUGGGUACUUGAAAGUGUUUGAUUAUGCCUCAUUGAAGGUUACUCAUUCUAUGAGGUUCCCUGCACCUCUUUUGUCCGUCGGUUACUCGCCGGAUUGCUCCACGAGGGUGAUCGGGACUUCCAACGGGAUAAUCUAUGCUAGCAAGAGGAAAAUGAAGGAAAAAGAAAAUGCGGAGAAUGAGUCUAGUUUGUUUUGGAGAAUUAGGCCUGUGGAGCACACUGAGAAGCAAGUGUUGAAGCCUUCACAUUUUAGGUAUUUUCAUAGAGGUCAAGGAGAGAAACCAUCUGAGGGUGAUUACUUGGUUAUGAAGCCCAAAAAAGUGAAGUUGGCUGAACAUGAUAAGCUGUUGAAUAAGUUUAGGCAUGGGGAAGCUUUGGUGUCUGUGUUGGAGAGUAAAAAUCCUGGGAAUGUGUUGGCGGUGAUGGAGGAAUUGGUGGCUAGGAAGAAGUUGUUGAGGUGUGUCUCGAAUUUGGAUUCGGAUAAGCUGGAACUGCUCUUGGUGUUCCUGCAAAAGUACUGUACCAUGCCAAGGUAUUCCAGUCUGUUAAUGCGGUUGACCAAGAAGGUUCUUGAAAUGAGAGCUGAGGAUAUUAGAGCUUCUGAGGCCCUCAGGACUCAUAUCAGAAAUCUCAAGGGCUCUGUUGAGGAGGAGAUUCGGGUUCAACAGUCAUUGCUAGAGAUACAGGGUAUAAUUUCUCCCUUGUUGAAGAUUGCUGGAAGAAGAUGAAAUUUUGGCCUUCUCUCGUCAUCUGUGAGCUGGUUUUGUUCACCUAUUCUGUAUUUUUUUUAGUUUAAGGAUGUCAUUUUUAUUUUUGUAAUUUAAUUCAGGUCAUUUCAGUUUCUUGAGAUUUUUUAUGGGAAAUAUGUGCCUUGGAAAAUACCAGGAAAUGUUUAAAAUUUUUGCUAGUGUUAAAGGGACUCUACUUAGACUUUCAUCUAUAGUCUCGUUUGGAACCUAACCUGCCUAUAAUUUUUGUUUUGUAUGAUGUUCCUCAAAACUUGCAUAUCUUUUAGUUUAUGAAUUGGAGGGUAGGCUCGGUUUGACAAGUAUGUUUACACUUCGCAUUAUGAAGGAUAUUUUUCCA
Molecule: messenger RNA, 2014 nt
Organism: Abrus precatorius (Indian licorice)
Lineage: Eukaryota; Viridiplantae; Streptophyta; Magnoliopsida; Fabales; Fabaceae
Product: protein SLOW WALKER 1
Exons: 1
Coding region: 73-1656 (527 amino acids)
Biological process (GO): positive regulation of transcription by RNA polymerase I; rRNA processing
Cellular component (GO): nucleolus
Molecular function (GO): protein binding
Source: RefSeq, a predicted model, not a curated record